UUCCCCGCCACCCAUUAAACAACCAAAUACGAGUUUUAUUUGAGGUUUCAGUUGAAACAUCACCAAAGGCUCUUACCAAAGGCCAGAAAAUGGCGUUAAGGCUUACACCAUCUCCAGUGUCCACGUGCACUCGUGGAAAACCCAGACUCACUACACUUUUCACCUCAAGAUCCAAAUAUUCCUUUCAAUUUCGUCCAAAACCCUUCAGAAUCUUGGAGUUGGAAUCUAGAAAGAUGAGUUUAAAGGUGAAUGCUUGCCAGAAAUUGGAUGAGAAGAUCGUAUCAGAAAAGGGUAGCCAAUGGGGAAAAGUGUCGGCGGUGUUGUUUGAUAUGGAUGGAGUGCUUUGCAAUAGUGAAGAACCUUCAAGAAGAGCGGCUGUGGAUGUUUUUGCUGAAAUGGGUGUUCAAGUUACUGUUGAUGACUUUGUGCCGUUCAUGGGCAUGGGUGAAGCAUACUUCUUAGGUGGUGUUGCUUCUGCUAAGAGUGUUGAAGGAUUUGAUCCCAACGCUGCAAAGAAGAGAUUUUUUGAGAUAUAUUUAUCAAAGUACGCAAAACCGAAUUCUGGCAUAGGUUUCCCUGGUGCUUAUGAACUUGUCUCUCAGUGUAAAAGCAGUGGUCUCAAAGUUGCUGUUGCAUCUAGUGCUGAUAGGAUUAAAGUUGAUGCAAACUUGGCUGCGGCAGGUUUACCAAUAACGAUGUUUGAUGCAAUUGUAUCUGCUGAUGCUUUUGAAAAUUUGAAGCCUGCUCCUGAUAUUUUCUUGGCUGCAUCACGGAUUCUUGAUGUUCCCACUAGUGAG
Molecule: messenger RNA, 797 nt
Organism: Nicotiana tabacum (common tobacco)
Lineage: Eukaryota; Viridiplantae; Streptophyta; Magnoliopsida; Solanales; Solanaceae
Source: RefSeq, a predicted model, not a curated record